AUGACGCAAUUCGACGCAUAUCGCAACAAGAUGCAGGCCGCUGGCCUGUCCACGGAGGCCAUCAUGGCUUUCGAGUACUCGUACGAGGCCCUCGUGAGUGGCGAGACGGGCAUGAUCGCUGAGGACUCCAUCAAGCCAUCUGACAACCUCCCGUACCUUGAGAACAAGGCCGACUGCAUCCGUGAGUCGAUCAAAGCCGACCCGGAACUUCUCAAGGAGACGGUCGUGCUCAAAUUGAACGGCGGCCUUGGCACAAGCAUGGGUCUGGACAAGGCAAAGUCACUGUUGACUGUCAAGGGCGACGACACCUUCCUGGACAUUAUGGCCAAACAAGUGACGGAGCUACGCAAUACCCACAAGUCUCAUGUGCGUUUCGUUCUUAUGAACAGCUUUAGCACGAGCGCAGACACUCUUGAGUAUUUGCAAAAGUACCCGGAGCUCGUUGAGGACGAGACCCUGGAGCUGCUGCAAAACAAGGUGCCCAAGGUGGACGCCUCUACCAUGGAGCCGGCUACGUACUCGCCCAACCCCUCCAAGGAGUGGUGCCCCCCGGGUCACGGUGACCUGUACGCAUCUCUGGCUGGGUCGGGCAAACUAGACAAGCUCGUCGCUGACGGCGUCAAGUACAUGUUUGUAUCCAACUCGGACAAUCUGGGAGCUACUCUCGAUCUGGACUUGCUGACUUAUUUCGCACAGUCGGGCAAGCCUUUCCUCAUGGAGUGCUGUGAGCGCACGGAAAACGACAAGAAGGGUGGACAUCUGGCUGAGCGCAUAGCUGAUGGCCACCUCAUUCUUCGUGAGUCGGCCCAGUGCGCUGAAGACGAUGAGAAGGAGUUCCAGAACAUCACCAAGCACCGAUACUUUAACACGAACAAUCUGUGGAUCCGUCUUGACAAGCUUCAAGAAGAGCUGAAGCAUCAGGGAGGUGUCAUCCGUCUUCCAAUGAUCAAGAACUCAAAGACCGUAGACCCUAAGGAUGCGAGCUCGACUCCGGUGUUCCAAUUGGAGACUGCCAUGGGUGCUGCCAUUGAGUGCUUCGACGGGGCUGGCGCUGUUUGUGUACCACGCACGCGUUUUGCCCCUGUGAAAAAGUGCGAUGAUCUGAUUCUGCUGCGUUCGGAUGCAUACGUGAUCACUGAGGAUUACCGUCCCAUUAUCGCACCUGAGCGUGAGGGCGUGGCUCCCAUCGUGUCGCUUGACUCGAAAUGUUUCAAGCUAGUGCAGCAACUGGAGGCCGCGGUUCGUGGCAAUGUGCCGUCACUGGUAAGGUGUGAUCGCCUGAAGGUUACGGGUAACGUUGGUUUCGCGCCGGGCGUCGUAUUUGAGGGAUCCGUUGAGGUCGUGAACAAGAGCGCGGAGCAAAAGACUGUCCUUGCUGGCACGUACAAGGACACUACCGUUGACCUCACCGAGCAGAAGGGCCUGGGCAAGCUGAAAGUGACGACCGUGAAGACCGCUCCGUUCCAGGAUCAGAAGCCCGGCACCUCCGGUCUGCGUAAGAAGACCAAGACGUUCAUGAGCGACAACUACCUGCAGAACUUUGUGGCUUCAGUGCUCUGUGCACUUCCUGCUAAGGACCUAAACGGCGGAACGCUCGUUGUGUCCGGCGAUGGCCGCUACUUCAACAAGGAGGCCACCCAAAUUAUCGUCAAGAUGGCCGUGGCUUAUGGUGUCGACCGUCUUUGGAUCGGUAAGGAUGGUUUACUGAGCACGCCGUGCGUUUCAGCUGUUGUGCGUGAGCGUGAAGGUGGCAGUGUUGCAUUCGGUGCGUUCAUCUUGUCGGCCAGCCACAACCCUGGUGGCCCGAACGAGGACUUUGGCAUUAAAUACAACUGUGAGAACGGCGGCCCUGCCCCUGAGAAGGUCACGGAUGAAAUCUUCUCUCUGUCGAAGGUGAUCACGUCGUACAAGAUCGCUGCGGACUUCCCCACAAUUGACUUAGCCACAAUUGGCACAACAACUAUCGCUGCUGACGAUGGCAGCCGUACAAUCACGGUUGAGGUAUUCGACUCGGCUGAGCACCACGUGACUUUGUUAAAGCAAAUCUUCGACUUCCACGCCAUUAAGAAGUUAGUAUCGCGCUCGGACUUUACGUUCGCCGUGGACUCGAUGUCGGGUGUGAACGGUCCGUAUGCACGCCGUGUGUUCGUGGAGGAGCUGGGCUGCGACGAAUCGUGCCUGCUGAACGCCACUCCUAUGGAGGACUUUAACGGCGCCCACGCAGAUCCGAAUUUGACGUACGCAAAAACUUUGAUCAAGGUCAUGGGAGUCGAUUCCAACGGUCUGCCUGUGCACGGCCAGGACCAAGAGCCGCCUUCGUUCGGUGCCGCUUGGGAUGGCGAUGCUGACCGUAACAUGAUUUUGGGCUCGCGCUUUUUCGUAACGCCUUCGGACUCCCUUGCCAUCAUUGCUGCCAACUGCACGGUGAUUCCGUUCUUUAAGAACGGUCUGCGUGGCGUGGCUCGCUCGAUGCCUACGAGCGGUGCUGUGGACCUCGUGGCAAAGAAGCUGAACGUGCCUUUUUUCGAGGUGCCGACAGGCUGGAAGUUUUUUGGUAACUUGAUGGACUCAAAUGUCGUGUUCGGCAAGGAGGACUACACUCCUUUCAUCUGCGGCGAGGAGAGCUUUGGUACGGGCUCGAACCACAUCCGUGAGAAGGAUGGUAUGUGGGCCGUGUUGAGCUGGCUGUCGAUCCUGGCGUCAAAGCAGGUGGACGGCGCUCCGCUCGUGACUGUGGAGGACGUCGUCCGCGAUCACUGGAAGAAAUUCGGCCGCAACUACUACUGCCGCUAUGACUACGAGAAUGUGGACAAGGCCGCUGCUGAGGCUAUGUUUGCAGACAUGACCAAGUUUGAUGGUGUUGUGGGCAAGGAGAUUAAUGGUUUUAAGAUUGAAAAGGCUGAUGAGUUCGAGUACGUGGACCCAGUGGACGGCAGCGUAUCGUCACACCAGGGUAUCCGCUUCCUGUUUGAGGGUGGAUCGCGCGUUGUCUUCCGCCUAUCUGGCACGGGCGUUGCCGGUGCGACCAUCCGUAUGUACAUUGAGAAGUACGAAGAGGCGACGGGCAACUUGGACCAGAACGCCGCUGUGGCGCUGGAGAAGCUGAUCGAUGUGGGUCUGAAGCUGUCGGACCUGGUGAAGAAGACCGGUCGCAAGGCCCCCACGGUCAUCACUUAA
Messenger RNA from Peronospora farinosa, 3177 nucleotides. Lineage: Eukaryota; Oomycota; Peronosporomycetes; Peronosporales; Peronosporaceae. The record is from the annotation of a GenBank genome assembly.